Molecule: messenger RNA, 1098 nt
Organism: Besnoitia besnoiti
Lineage: Eukaryota; Apicomplexa; Conoidasida; Eucoccidiorida; Sarcocystidae
Exons: 1
Coding region: 1-1098 (365 amino acids)
Source: RefSeq, a predicted model, not a curated record
AUGGCGCUUUCUGGCUUUGUUGCCGAAGCCAAGAGCGUCAGGCGGACAGAAAUCCGUCGAACUGCGGGGCUGGGCACUUGGUCAGUUCUGGUGGCAGCACUCUUCCUGCUCUUGUUGAGCUCAGGAGUCAAAACGGAGCAUUCCCUUUCUGGAAAUUUCUUACCAACAGGGUUGACUUUCGGUAACGCGGAAGACCUGCCACCCAAUUAUACGGACCUAUGGACUGACGAGCUAUUCGAGUACUUCAGGCCGUACUUCAAAAAGUACAUGAAAGAUUGCCCGAUUUAUUUCUACCGCCGUGCUUGCGGAAAGGAAUUGAGGGGAAAUGUGCAGGUAAUGGUGCCUCUGGGACGAUGGAACCUGGGGAAGCUGACCUCCGAAGACAGAGUGGAGAAAUUUAUGCUCUACCUGAGAUUUGUCCUUGAGACAUUCUGGAGAAAAGCUGUCAGGGACUACGAAACGGAGCCAAAGCUUGUGUACAUUAUAGAUAUGACAUAUGUGUCGGCCUCCCAUCUUCUCUACUUGUGGAGUGGCUUAUUACGGAUGUUCCAGCUCGCUGGCCCUACACUGAAAAACGCUUCUGGCAAAAGCUGGAAAAGGUCAUAUAUUGUCAAUGCGCCCUACUUGCUGAGCAGCCUCCUGGAUCUGCUCGGAACCUUUGUCCCAUUCCGACGGCAUGAUGUCGUUGUGCUCUCAUCCACCGACGGCGAUGAUGCCAAGUUGAUGCGGAAGGAACUUGGAGAUAAGUGUCUGUGGAGGGGAUUCGGAGGAAAUAGUUCCGUUGCUGUCGACGGCGCAGACACGCAGACAGCCAUCGUCCGUUUUAUCGCUGGUGGUGACCGUGCCGCAGCUGGGCAAGAUGCGCAGAUGGGCAACGCUGAAGGCACUGUCAAUGCGAACACCCCAGAUCCGUCCCAGCAAGGUAAUAAACAUGCCAGCGCGAACAGUACGCAGGAGGGGGAAGGCAGCCCUAUGGGGCAAGGUAAACGGAGGAGCACCUGGAGGACAAGGACAAUAUUUGACGCAGUCCGCGUGAAAGCGGUCAGGAAUGAUUCUGCCGGUGUAGAGGUGUUCGGAGCUGACGAGAAGCAGUCCUGA